CGCUGAGUGAAGAGUCUGGACAGGACCCUGGGAGAGUCAGAAGCACAUCCGGUGUUAGAAGAGCUGUGUGGGCUCCUAAGAGUCUGAGUGGAGGCUGUGUCCCACAGACUCUGGCAUCAUGAACAUAUUUGAUCGGAAGAUCAACUUUGAUGCGCUCUUAAAAUUUUCCCACAUAACCCCCUCGACACAGCAGCACCUGAAGAAGGUCUAUGCCAGUUUUGCCCUCUGUAUGUUUGUGGCGGCUGCUGGGUCCUAUGUCCAUGUGGUUACUCAUUUCCUUCAGGCUGGCCUGCUCUCUGCCUUGGGCUCCUUGGGGUUGAUGAUUUGGCUGAUGGCAACACCUCAUAGCCAUGAAACUGAGCAAAAAAGACUGGGACUUCUUACUGGAUUUGCUUUCCUUACAGGAGUUGGCCUGGGCCCUACUCUGGAGUUGUGCAUUGCCAUCAAUCCCAGCAUUCUUCCCACCGCCUUCAUGGGCACAGCAAUGAUCUUCACCUGCUUCACCCUGAGUGCACUCUAUGCCAGGCGCCGCAGCUACCUCUUUCUGGGAGGUGUCUUGAUGUCAGCCAUGAGCCUGAUGCUCUUGUCUUCCCUGGGUAAUCUUUUCUUUGGAUCCAUUUGGCUUUUCCAGGCAAACCUGUAUGUGGGGCUGGUGGUCAUGUGUGGCUUCGUCCUUUUUGAUACUCAACUCAUUAUUGAAAAAGCCGAAAAUGGAGAUAAGGAUUACAUCUGGCACUGCGUUGACCUCUUCUUAGAUUUCAUUACUCUCUUCAGAAAACUUAUGAUGAUCCUGGCUAUGAAUGAGAAGGAUAAGAAGAAAGAGAAGAAGUGAAAUGACCUUCCAGCCCUGCCCAAUUUGACCUCCUCUCCCUCCACCCCUCAUUUCCUCUUCGCACACAUUACAGGUGGUGUGUUCUGUGAUAAUGAAAAGCAUCAGAAAAGCUUUUGUACUUUGUGGUUUUCUCUACUUUGAAUUUUUUGAUCAAAAACUGAUUAGCAGAAUAUA
Molecule: messenger RNA, 1006 nt
Organism: Hyaena hyaena (striped hyena)
Lineage: Eukaryota; Metazoa; Chordata; Mammalia; Carnivora; Hyaenidae
Gene: TMBIM6
Product: transmembrane BAX inhibitor motif containing 6
Exons: 10
Coding region: 119-832 (237 amino acids)
Biological process (GO): negative regulation of apoptotic signaling pathway; negative regulation of RNA splicing; cellular response to unfolded protein
Cellular component (GO): mitochondrial membrane
Molecular function (GO): enzyme binding
Source: RefSeq, a predicted model, not a curated record